GUGUGACCGAGCGCACGUAGCGAGGGCUGCGGCCGUCCCUUUCCCGGCGCGCCGGCGCAGGCCUGGGGCUUAUAAAAGGGUUGACGGGCUCCCUCUGUCGCCCAGUCGCACCGCCAGCAGGCUGAGGGUAGCGGGGAGGUAGCCACCCGAGCGCAGGCGACGGGACCCGACAGGACCAACCGGACCCGAGCUGUCGCCGCCCACACGCACGGCCCGCUGUCCAGUGUGCCCACGGUGAUUACAAGAGGCAUCAGAUCUCCUGGAACUGGACGUACAGACAUUUGAGAAUCCAAUAAUUGUUUCAGUUAAGGCAUAUAUUGAGAUGAACUAGUGUUGGAUUUUAGAGACACUGUCUUGAAGGUGUCUUUGAUUCUGUAUUUUGAUAGGUGUGUGAACCCAUAAGGUCUUCCAAAAUGAUCUGGUGUGUUUUAAUGAUAGGGAUUCUGCUUCCUCAGUCUUCAGCCCAUCCAGGCUUCUUUACUUCAAUUGGUCAGAUGACUGAUUUGAUCCAUACUGAGAAAGAUCUGGUGACAUCACUAAAGGAUUAUAUUAAAGCAGAAGAGGACAAGUUAGAACAGAUAAAAAAAUGGGCAGAGAAGUUAGACCGACUAACCAGUACAGCAACCAAAGACCCAGAAGGGUUUGUUGGGCAUCCUGUAAAUGCAUUCAAAUUAAUGAAGCGUCUGAACACUGAAUGGAGUGAGUUGGAGAAUCUGAUCCUCAAGGAUAUGUCAGAUGGCUUUAUCUCUAACCUGACAAUUCAGAGGCAGUACUUCCCUAAUGAUGAAGAUCAGGUUGGGGCAGCUAAAGCUCUGUUUCGUCUGCAAGACACCUACAAUCUGGACACAGACACCAUCUCAAAGGGCAAUCUUCCAGGAGUGAUACACAAGUCUUUCCUAACAGCCGAGGACUGCUUUGAGUUGGGCAAAGUGGCCUAUACAGAAGCAGAUUAUUACCACACGGAACUGUGGAUGGAGCAAGCACUAAUGCAGCUGGAGGAAGGCGAGAUUUCCACCAUAGACAAAGUCUCUGUUCUAGACUAUUUGAGCUAUGCAGUGUACCAGCAGGGAGACCUGGAUAAGGCACUUUUGCUCACAAAGAAGCUUCUUGAACUGGAUCCUGAACAUCAGAGAGCUAAUGGUAACUUAAGAUAUUUUGAGUAUAUAAUGACUAAAGAAAAAGAUACCAAUAAAUCUGCUUCAGGUGACCAGUCAGAUCAGAAAACUACACCAAAGAAAAGAGGGAUUGCUGUGGAUUACCUGCCAGAGAGACAGAAGUACGAAAUGCUGUGCCGUGGGGAGGGUAUCAAAAUGACUCCUCGGAGACAAAAAAAGCUGUUCUGCCGCUACCACGAUGGAAACCGAAAUCCUAAAUUUAUUCUGGCUCCAGCCAAACAGGAGGAUGAGUGGGACAAGCCACGUAUUAUUCGUUUCCAUGAUAUUAUUUCUGAUGCAGAAAUUGAGGUUGUCAAAGACUUAGCAAAACCAAGGCUGAGCCGAGCUACAGUACAUGACCCUGAGACGGGGAAAUUGACCACAGCACAGUACAGAGUAUCUAAGAGUGCUUGGCUGUCUGGCUAUGAGGACCCUGUGGUAUCUAGAAUUAAUAUGAGAAUACAAGAUCUCACCGGACUAGAUGUUUCCACAGCAGAGGAAUUACAGGUAGCAAAUUAUGGAGUUGGAGGACAAUAUGAACCCCAUUUUGACUUUGCACGGAAAGAUGAGCCAGAUGCUUUCAGAGAGCUCGGGACAGGAAAUAGAAUCGCUACAUGGCUGUUCUAUAUGAGUGAUGUGUCUGCCGGAGGAGCCACUGUGUUUCCUGAAGUGGGGGCUAGUGUUUGGCCCAAAAAAGGCACCGCUGUCUUCUGGUAUAAUCUGUUUGCCAGUGGAGAAGGCGAUUACAGUACACGGCAUGCAGCCUGUCCCGUGCUAGUUGGAAACAAAUGGGUAUCCAACAAAUGGCUGCAUGAACGUGGACAGGAAUUCCGAAGACCGUGCACCCUGUCAGAACUGGAAUGACAGACCGGCUCUCCUCGCUCCUGUUGUCCUCCAAUGCGCCCGGCACAAUCGCUGAUAACUUUCAGACGUUUACAGCUGACUAACACUCCAUGGUUGACUCGGUCAUGAACCUCGUCCUGUGUUUUGUCUGUGGACAAUCACUUAUUGUAUGGGUUUUUUUGUUUUUUAAUUAACACUCAGUCACCACAUUAUGUAAAAUUUUACAGUUCAUUAUCACAGGGUACAGGACAUUUAAAAUGAUGAAUCUUAAUUCUGUUGUUUAAAAGAGCUUUUUGGUUAGAUUAAAAAAACAAAACAUCCAA
This is a messenger RNA of Arvicola amphibius (Eurasian water vole), 2320 nucleotides long. RefSeq names its product prolyl 4-hydroxylase subunit alpha 1 (gene P4ha1). Gene Ontology annotation, cellular component: endoplasmic reticulum. NCBI's taxonomy places the organism in Eukaryota, Metazoa, Chordata, Mammalia, Rodentia, Cricetidae. The record is from RefSeq and is a predicted model, not a curated record. The coding region runs from base 414 to 2018 and encodes 534 amino acids. Gene Ontology annotation, molecular function: protein binding; procollagen-proline 4-dioxygenase activity; L-ascorbic acid binding. The transcript has 16 exons. Gene Ontology annotation, biological process: peptidyl-proline hydroxylation to 4-hydroxy-L-proline.